CUGGGGUGGCAAGCAGCGGAUCAGAAGCACACAGCUCAUGAGCUGGAGAAACGUUGUCCCUGGAGUCUGAGGCAGUGACCUGUUGAAAACCUCGGGGCAGUGGAGAACCUUUGCGGAAUCUGGCCGGACAGAUCGCAGGGUUAGCUUUUCCUCUUGAGCCUAGGUUUGGCCAGACCCCCUCCCCCCGCCCCCCAUCUGAGUCUAACUGCUUCCUGGGAGUCUUUGGAAAACCAGGCACAGGUAAGCACAGAGCAGAAGCCUGCCAAGUGCUGGCUUGGGGAGACCAGACUGCAGGCAGAAGCGACGGUUAAGACUCAGGAACAGUUCUGCUGGUUGGGUGAGAAAGCGAAAAGGACAGAACCUAGGACGCACAUGGUAAAGAUGAGGGGUGGGCGCCCACGGAGAUGAAAGGGGGCUGCGGCGAGCGGCGACACGUGGGACAGGGAAGGCGCUAGGGAAGCAACCCCGGGCGCCAAGGUCUGGCCGGGAGUGCCUCGUGUGACCGCUGCGGCGGCUGGAACAGGUGAGCGUCUGGCGGGAGGGCGCGUGGUCCCCGCCCUUCCCCGAGGCAUGCCGCGUCCUCCGGGCUCUCUCCAGUGCUAGGCUGUUGUACAGGUCCCCUUGGCCAGGGGUUUUGCAACUGGCAGCUGGAUUUUUUUUCCCCUCCCCUGUCUCGGUCUCUCCUUCUUUUAGGUUGCUCCACCCCGCCCAGGAUCAGGCUAGGGGGAACCGGCUCGGCUGCAGCUGCCAACCCGCGCCGAGUGCGCCUGCGAACUCCGCGCGCAGCCGCCUGCGUGCCGGGCGCUCUCAGCUCGCUGCUCCGGACACCGGGGCCUGCUCCCCGCAACCCUUCCCCACUUUUUACCCCUCUUUGCAAUUACAUGGCGUUUUAAGAAUGCCGGAAAGAUGGCGGUAGCUGCGGCGGCGGCAGCGGCAGCGGCUGGGCCGGCCGGUGGGGGAGCCGGCCGGGCUCAGCGGAGCGGGCUGCUGGAAGUUUUGGUGCGGGAUCGCUGGCACAAAGUUCUGGUGAACUUGAGCGAAGACGCCCUGGUUCUGAGCUGCGAGGAGGGCGCUGCGGCGUACAACGGCAUCGGGACUACCACCAAUAAUGGCUCGUUCUGCAGGGGCGCCGGGACCGGGCACCCAGGAGCGGGCGGCGCGCAACCCCCGGACUCGCCCUCCGGGGUCCGCACAGCCUUUACCGACCUACCCGAGCAGGUGCCCGAGUCUAUCUCAAACCAGAAACGCGGGGUGAAAGUGCUGAAGCAGGAGCUGGGUGGCCUGGGCAUCAGCAUCAAGGGGGGCAAGGAGAACAAGAUGCCUAUCCUUAUCAGCAAGAUCUUCAAGGGGCUGGCGGCCGACCAGACCCAAGCCCUUUACGUGGGCGACGCCAUCCUGUCCGUGAACGGAGCCGACUUGCGGGACGCCACCCACGACGAGGCGGUGCAGGCUCUGAAGCGUGCUGGCAAAGAAGUACUGCUGGAAGUGAAGUACAUGCGGGAAGCCACUCCUUACGUGAAGAAAGGAUCGCCCGUGUCAGAGAUAGGAUGGGAAACGCCACCGCCGGAAUCCCCUCGGUUAGGGGGCAGCUCCUCAGACCCUCUGUCGUCACAGCCCUUCUCCUUCCAUAGAGACCGGAAAAGCAUCCCCCUCAAAAUGUGCUAUGUCACACGGAGUAUGGCCUUGGCUGACCCUGAGAACAGGCAGCUUGAAAUCCACUCUCCAGAUGCCAAGCACACAGUGAUCCUAAGGAGCAAGGACUCAGCUACUGCCCAGGCUUGGUUCAGUGCUAUCCAUGCCAACGUUAGUGACCUGCAGAGCCGUGUGAUGGUGGAGGUCAAGGAGCAACUGGGGAAAACCGGCAUUGCCGGGAGCCGAGAAAUCAGACAUCUUGGCUGGCUUGCAGAAAAGGCCCAAGAAAUAGGUGGUUCAAAACAGUGGAAAGCCGCCCUGGUUGUGCUGACUGAGAAGGACCUUCUCAUCUAUGAGAACAUGCCACGGAGGAAGGAAGCCUGGCUCAGCCCCGUUCACUCAUACCCACUUCUUGCCACCAGGCUGGUUCAUUCAGGUCCAGGGAAGGGAUCACCCCAGGUUGGUGUGGAUCUAUCUUUUGCAACGCGCACUGGUACCAGGCAAGGGAUUGAAACACAUCUCUUCCGGGCAGAGACCAGCAGGGACCUCUCCCAUUGGACAAGAAGCAUAGUGCAGGGUUGCCACAACUCGGCCGAACUCAUUACUGAAAUCACCACAGCUUGCACCUAUAAAAACCAGGAGUGCCGCUUGACCAUACAUUAUGAGAAUGGAUUUUCUAUUACCACUGAACCUCAGGAAGGUGCCUUUGCCAAGACAAUCAUACAGUCUCCGUAUGAGAAACUGAAAAUGUCCUCAGAUGAUGGAAUCAGGAUGCUCUAUUUAGAUUUUGGUGGCAAAGAAGGAGAGCUUCAACUGGACCUUCACUCCUGUCCCAAGCCAAUUGUUUUCAUCAUUCAUUCCUUCCUGUCAGCUAAGAUCACAAGACUGGGCUUGGUGGCCUGAAUAGCGAGGCUGCUUCUCUUGAGAAGAGGAAGGCUGCAGACCCACUGGGGCUUGUGACACCAGACACCAUCCAAAGUGAGCAAGUGUGCAGGUGGAGCACGCCACCAUCAGCAUCACUUCUCAAGAGUCACCUGGAACUGUCCUAGACUCCUCCGUCAGCUUCAGCAAUUGCAAGGGGUAUCCUAAGGCAGUGCCGUGAGGAAUGGAACAGUAGAACAGUAGAAGGCUAAGGAGAUGAGGGCAAUUGGAAAAACCCACAGCAUAGUUUUUACAUAAUAACAGCCAAGGAAGAGACCAUGAGAACAGCAUGUGCAGUCUGAAGUGUACCAGUUUCUAGGCAACUGGUCCACCUAAGUAAGCGAGGGCUGAGCAGAUGAGAAAUGAACAUUUUCACCUCCCACCCUUCUUACCCUGUAGCGGUGAUCUCUCAUUUUAUUGUGAUUUAUUUCCUAGUUCAGGUUGACUUUCUCUGAGAGUGGAAGAAAACUCUUAGACAUCCACCUUUUAUUUAAGUACAAAGCAGCUGUUUUUCUUUUCUUUUUUUAAAAUGAAUUGUCUUUGAGUGAUGUCUAAUGAUUCUGAAACAUUCUCACUAGCAUAUGCUGAGCAGGAAUUAUAUAAAGCAUCAGAUACUGGUCUCAUACACAGCAGAACUCUGAGCCAAGGUAGACGGCUGAAAUUGCAAAGCUUGUUGAAGAGUUGUAUGCACAAAACAUGAUUCACUCUGGAACUACACUUAAACCAAGGCCUGCUGCCUUUUGGCCAGGAGUGAUAGCUUUAUUUAUACAAAGCAAAUUGUGUGUGUGUGUGUUUAAAAAAGGUUGUCAUCUAUAUAUAUAUAACAACUCAUGGCUUGGGGUUAGCUAAUUAUCCCUGUUUCAUGGUUUCCAGUGGAAGUACUGAGCAAUUUAUUGACCCCUUGUUCUUGCCUGUGCUUGUAUGCAUGUGUUUUCCAGUGAGUACCAGAGCGGCCUCAUUGCAUUCUGGAUGAUAUUGGGUUUUACAUAAGGACCCAGUGCUAUAAUCAAACUUGUUGGUAGUAUUUGCAGCCCUUUUGCAAUUCCAGGGAAAUAACACAGUGUCCUGAUAUUUUUCUACAAGAAUAUUUUCAGAUAGUGAAUAUAGCACAUCACUGAUGUAAUGCUUUUGCUUUUAUCUCUCAAGACUAACUCAUUAAAAAUAGCAGCCAUUUUUUGAUUUUUGAGUUGCUUUUUUCAAACCAUGAAAAUUAGCUCUAGGGUUUCCAUAAGCAUUUCUAAUACAUCUCUCUCCUAUAGCUUACAUAGACAAGUGUUUCGUGUGAUACCUGUGUGCUUUUUAUAAGAGUUGUAUUUUAGCAAAUACCUAUGCAAAGAGCUUUAAAAGGUAAAAUUGUUUUAAAGGAACAUGAUGUUGCCCACUCAGAUAUGUAUGUAAUCAAGUUACAAAGUUUUAUUAAAAUUAGCAUUUCCCCUAGUAGAAGUGUUGUUUGACACUAAUUCCAAGGGGCAAUGGUUGCGUGGUAUGUUCUGUGGGUGAGGUUAGGGUAGGAGUUUGGGAAUGAAAGUCUUUGUUAAAUGCUGAGUUAAAAUAAUGUUAAAUAGUGUCUGCUAUUGCGGGCCUCCUUGCCGGCUUUGUGCUCUAUGAUUCUUGUUGGGGGAAUCUGCUGUACCUCCUGCACACUUACUCACAGAACUUCUUUCUCAUGGGCACCUUUGAAAUGAAUGUACUUAGCAAAAUUGCUUUAGAAGACACAGCUUUAGGAUAUUGACAUUUUGUUUAUUAUUUUAAAAUGCUGAAGAGUGAAAUCUUAAACUCUGUAGAAGAGCUUUCAUGCAUCUGUAAAUUAUCUUGCACUCUUUUCACUAUAUUUUCAGAAUCACUGGAAUGUUGUUAUACAAGAGAAUUAUACAUGUAUGUUGUAAAUAACAUGUUAAAAUUCAUACAUUAAUGCCACAACAAUAUGUAAUCUAAGGUGCUCGGUACAUGAAGUAUGAGUUAAUUACUCAUGUCUAGGUUGCAAAGAUCCUAUUAUAUAUUUAUAGACAAAUUAAAAUCAUCAUAAUUACAAAUAUUAUUUCUUCAUCACUUAAGUUUUGGACUGAUGAAUAUUUGUGUAAGAUCAACAGAAUCUACAUUCUCUUACAUUUAUAAAAAUUUAAUUUAAAUAUUUAUAUUUUAGGAAAAAUAUAUUUCAAUAAAAUUAAUGCAUUUUCUGAAGUAAAUUAAAAUGUGUUCUUAGCAAGCAAUAGAAAAUCUUACUAAUUGUGUUAUGAAUUAUUUUUCCCUCUAAGGAUAUAAUAGAGUGACUCUGAUAAACCAGUUUCAAAUAUCCAUUCUCUCUGAUUUUGAAUUAGUUUUCACCUUGCUUCAAUGUGUAUGGGGAUGACAUGAGUUCCCAAGUCUGGACCAUGUCUGGCCAGCAUCAGUCACCUGAGUCUUUUUGAGAAAUUUGGCUCUGUUUAGUUCACUCUGUGUUCAAUGCCAAGAUAUUACACUAACAGUGUUUGUCCCUAAAUGAAAAUCAAUGUAAAUGAAUACUAUUUCAAUUUGCACUUUGUGGGAAGUUACCCAUUUGUUGCUAUAUGUUAAUUGAGUCCUUUUCAUGGUGAUAACUCUUCAAAGGGACUUAACGAAGGCCAAUGGAUAUAUGGGUGUAUCAAUUGUUUAUUCUGGCUUGAAUUAAACAGAAGAAACAAAAUCAUAACCCCAACCUAAGGUUCGCAGGUGGAGGCAUCUAAUUGGUUUUAGCAAAGGAUGGAGUGAAAAUGCUUCUCUUUGUCCCAGAGCUUGCUGACCCUGCCUGGGUGACUUGGAAAGAACGGUUUCAAUGGUGACACAGACUGUCCUGAAAUCAUUGAACUCUGUUUUACAUGAUAUUGGAGGAGGCUGGAGUUGGAAAGUAAUUCUUGGAUAUCUUCUGAGUUAAAAAAAAAUCUGUGCCUAUGUUUAUAUCACCAUGACUAUCAUGUAAAAUUUAUACCUAAAUUAAAUAAAUAUUCACCUCUGA
This is a messenger RNA of Ochotona curzoniae (black-lipped pika), 5524 nucleotides long. RefSeq names its product syntrophin beta 1 (gene SNTB1). The transcript is spliced from 8 exons. NCBI's taxonomy places the organism in Eukaryota, Metazoa, Chordata, Mammalia, Lagomorpha, Ochotonidae. Gene Ontology annotation, cellular component: dystrophin-associated glycoprotein complex; synapse; intracellular anatomical structure. The record is from RefSeq and is a predicted model, not a curated record. The coding region runs from base 907 to 2535 and encodes 542 amino acids. Gene Ontology annotation, molecular function: structural molecule activity; protein binding.